GUUGUAGUGUGGUUGCAUCAGUGCGCUCAGGAUUUGUUAGCUGCUUUCUGUUUCUGGUUGAGGCACUUUCUGUCAAAGUAAAUCAGUUCAAGAGUGUCGUUAAGUGAAGAGGGUGAGAUGAAGCUGUUUAUUGGCGAGGGGAAUCCGCACUGUGUUAAAGUGCUGGCUGUGCUGGAACUUACUGGAGUGAAAUGUGACGUGCAACUAGUCAACCACGAGGACAAAGUGGUACCAUACCUCACUCGACCGGUGUUACCCGUCCUGCUGUUACCCGACGGUCAGCACCUCUUCAGCCCCAACACCAUCUGUCAAUACCUUUAUGAUGUAAGCGGUCAGAAAGCAUCUGAGAUCUGUAACCAAUGGCUGGAAUGGGAAGCAACAGAUUUACAGCCUGCAGUGUUACAGGCCCUCCACAUGGUGUCACUGCAGGGAAAACAAAGCGAAGCAGCAUCUGUGAUAAAGGAGCCACUGGGUUAUCUGGAACAGAGACUGAGUAAAACAUCUACACCAUUCUUAACCUCUGAUAAAAUAACAGUUGCAGAUAUUGUCCUGUGGGCGGCGCUCUACCCCAUCUUAUCUGACUCAGGUUUUAAAGCUGGUGACCUGCGGUUUGUGCGAGGUUGGUUUGAUGGCGUUAGCGUUCUGCCGGCGUGUAAAGCGGCAGCUCAGAAAAUUCUGCAUGGAAAGAAUCCUGAAGUCCUGAAGACUUUCCUACAAAAACUACCAACCACACAAACACAGCGAAGAGAUGCCCCGACCAACAUCAUUCCUGCAGAGGCUGAGGACACAGAACAUGUGAUGUCACUGCAGGAGAUUGAGGAAGCAGCUCAGGUUUGGUCCACAGGACUUAAAGAUUGUCCAGAAGUACCGCAGAGGAAACACCCAAUUCUCCCACAGGAAGGAAAGAGAAACGUGUUGGUCACAAGCGCCCUGCCCUACGUCAAUAACGUGCCUCAUCUGGGCAACAUCAUUGGCUGUGUGCUUAGUGCUGAUGUGUUCGCCAGAUAUGGGCGUUUACGUGGCUGGAAUCUCUUGUAUGUCUGCGGUACAGAUGAGUAUGGAACAGCGACUGAAAACAAGGCUCGUGAGGAGGGUCUGACACCAAAAGAGAUCUGUGAUAAAUACCACGACAUCCACGCCUCCGUCUAUAAGUGGUUCCAGAUCGACUUUGACUUCUUCGGUCGCACCACCACCCAACGGCAGACUGAAAUCGCACAGGAUAUUUUCUGGCGUCUACACGAGAGAGAUUUUCUCCUGGAAGAAACGGUGGAGCAGCUGCGAUGUGAGAACUGUCAGCGCUUCUUGGCCGACCGCUUCGUUGAAGGUGUUUGUCCUUACUGUCGCUAUCCUGAAGCUCGUGGAGAUCAGUGUGAUAAAUGUGGCCGUCUGAUCAACGCUGUGGAGCUCAGGAAUCCACAGUGUAAGACGUGUAAGGAAACUCCUGUGAUUAAGUCCUCUAAACAUCUGUUUCUCAACCUGCCAAAGUUGGAGGGCGAGUUGGAAACGUGGUUGGAUCAGUCAACAGGUUCUGGUGAUUGGACAUCAAACGCUCGGCAGAUCACUCGCUCGUGGCUGCGGGACGGCCUGAAGCCUCGCUGUAUCACCAGAGAUCUCCAGUGGGGGACGCCUGUACCUCACCCAGAUUACACUGAGAAAGUGUUCUACGUGUGGUUUGAUGCUCCUAUUGGCUACCUGUCCAUCACAGCAAACUACACCGACCAAUGGGAGAAGUGGUGGAAGAAUCCUCAGCAGGUGGAGCUGUAUAACUUCAUGGCAAAGGACAACGUUCCCUUCCACAGUGUGGUUUUCCCGUGUUCACUUUUGGGUGCACAAGACAACUACACACUUGUCAAUAAUCUCAUCGCUACAGAAUACUUGAAUUACGAGGACACAAAGUUUUCUAAGAGUCGUGGUGUUGGUGUAUUCGGUGACAUGGCUAAAGACACAGAGAUCCCGUCCGAUGUGUGGAGGUUUUAUCUGCUGUUCAUCCGUCCUGAAGCUCAGGACUCUGCGUUCUCGUGGGCUGACAUGGCCCUCAAAAACAACUCUGAACUUCUCAAUAACCUUGGAAACUUCAUUAACAGGGCAGGGAUGUUUGUGAGUAAAUUCUUUGAAGGCCACGUUCCUGAGAUGUUCCUCAACGAUGAUGAUAAACGUCUCAUUGCUCAGGUCUGCUGGGAGCUCAAGCAAUACAUCCAACUGCUGAAUAAAGUCCGGAUUCGUGACGCUCUGAAGUGCAUCCUGAACAUCUCGCGUCAUGGCAAUCAGUACAUCCAGGUGAAUGAACCCUGGAAGAAGAUCAAAGGAGGAGACAGUGACAGGCAGCGUGCCGGUACGGUGACGGGUGUAUCGGUUAAUGUGGCGUGUCUUCUGUCUGUCCUGCUGGAGCCCUACAUGCCCACAGUGAGUCAGACCAUCCGAACCCAACUGCAGGCUCCGCCCACCUGUACCGCCGCUAUGAUGACUGGAGCGGGACGCUUCAUAUGUACACUACCAGCCGGCCAUCGCAUCGGCACGGUCAGUCCUUUGUUUCAAAAGUUGGAGAACGAACAAAUUGAGGCAUUGAGAAAACGAUUUGGAGGACAACAGUCAGAAGAGGAGAAUGAUAAAGGAGAGACUCCCAACACGGCUGCAGUCGACACCAAACCCAACGCCGGUGUUGAGCUGAACUCUCCGGUGAAUGUUAAAGCAGAUCCAGAGAGAGCCAAACAGCUGAAUGUGUUACUGACAGAACAAGCUGAUAAAGUACGAGCGCUGAAGGCUCAGAAAGCUGAGAAGUCUGUUAUCACCGAGGAAGUCGGCAAAUUGCUGGAGCUAAAAAAACAACUCGCUCUUGCAGAAGGCAAAAGUCCAGAGCCGUCCAAUCAGAAAGCUAAGAAAAAGUGACAAUUUUAUCAGUUAAGGUAGACCGCAUAUGAAAUUGUUGAAAGGAUUGUACUGGAUAUUGUUUUAUAUAACUGCCCUGCCCGGAUAUGCAAAACAAAAUGUCCUUUUAAAAACCUAAUAAAAUAUAUACAUUCCCUA
This is a messenger RNA of Misgurnus anguillicaudatus (oriental weatherfish), 3024 nucleotides long. RefSeq names its product methionyl-tRNA synthetase 1 (gene mars1). The record is from RefSeq and is a predicted model, not a curated record. Gene Ontology annotation, cellular component: cytosol; aminoacyl-tRNA synthetase multienzyme complex. Gene Ontology annotation, biological process: methionyl-tRNA aminoacylation. Lineage: Eukaryota; Metazoa; Chordata; Actinopteri; Cypriniformes; Cobitidae. Gene Ontology annotation, molecular function: methionine-tRNA ligase activity; ATP binding.